UGGCGCCGCCCCGCACACACGGCGGGCACGGAAACUAGACCGUACACCGAGUGUCUCAGCACAACACCACUGUUCGCCCACAUCUCUAGCAGACGACGCCUUUCUGAGCACUGGGUGUCGUCGUCUGCUCAGACCACUCAACUUUGUGGCUUGGCUUUGUCAUCAAGUUGUUUCUUGCUGUGCCAAACAACGGACAAAGAAGUGGUCCCCGUUUUCCGUACGCGGGGAAGGGUGUUCGCGGCGGCUUGCAAAAGGUGGUCCCCGGGUGAAACGUCUCCCAGCGUCACGUCAGCGUUGCGCCGCGCUCAACGCGGUCAGCGACGCGCGGUGAGUGAUCGGUGAUGGUGCAGAUAAAGGAAAAAAACGGAGAUACCUUCGGCGAGAAGGAGUUCGUCGUCAUGAAGGAUAACAUCGAGGAGUUACGCAGGAGGAUCUCCGAAGAGGCCGAGAGGGACCCAGAUCAGUUUCAUCCAGCGGACGUGCAAAAAAUUGCCGACUGCGAUGAACUGUGCCGAAGGUUUAUCCGUCACAAAAAGCUGGAUUUGGAAGCAGCUUUCGAAAUGGCGAAAAAAGCACUCAUCUGGCGCAAGAAGUUUGAAGUCAACGACAUCACAGAGGCGACUCUGCCUCCGGUCUACUUUGACUUUGGCGCCAUGUUUCCUCUUGGCAAAGACAAGUUUGGGAGUCAAUUAAUCUACCACAGGGUGAAGUUGCAUCGCAAGGACGAGCGUAACGCGCUGCAGCACCGGCGCUUCCUUGUGUUCUGGGUCGAGAAGCUGCUAUACGAGAUGAACUACGUGCGUCUCAGCUUCGUCUUGGAUCUCGCAGAAUCCGGAUAUGGAAACAUGGAUAUGGAACUGAUUAAUUUCCUGAUCAGUCUCUUCAAGGAGUACUAUCCAUGGGCUCUAGGCUUCAUCAUGGUGUAUGAUAUGCCCUGGCUGUUCAACACGGCUUGGAAAGUGGUCAAGUCCUGGCUUCCCGCUGAAGGCGUGGACCGCAUCAAGUUCGUCGACAGGAACACCAUCACAGAAUUUGUGUCUCCCGAGAAUCUGCCCGACUACAUGGGUGGCACGCAAAAGCUUCCCUUCCGGGAGUACUCGUGGGACGAUGUAGACUUCAUUAUCAACGUUGCCAGUCCUGAAGUGAUUCGUGAGCGGAUCCCGCGAACUCCAGCCAUCGAGGAAUUCUAUCGGAGCCAGUUCGGCAUGUUCACGGCCCGCAGCAGCGCCGACCCCGACGACCAUGCGGCGCUCAUCAAAGUCGAGCCCGAGACUGACCUCGUGUUUGGCGCCGACGAGCCGAACGUCAACAAGCAUGUGGGAAGCUUGGUCCUCACCAACACCUCCGACAGCCACGUCGCGUUCAAGAUCAAGACAAAUAACAUCGACGGAUACAAGGUCAAGCCCUUCUUUGGAAUCAUUCCACUUAACAGCACUGUGAGCGUCAAUGUGGCCCAAAAUCCAGGCUCGGAGUUCCACGCAUCGGACAAGCUUCUCAUCAUGACCACGGGGAUCGAAACCCUGGAGAUCAGCCCCCGCGAGCUCAUUGACCACUGGAGAUCUGUCGCCAAGGAGAACAUCAAAGAACACCGGCUGCGCUGCGUCAAUGCGUCGGGCACGGCCUACCAACAAGCCGACGUCCGAGCUGAAGGAGGUGACCUCGCGCUCCGGCACCACCGGACCGCGCCAGUCGGUCAUCGGCAAGGAGAAGUCGUACCAGUCGUUCUGCCCACCCAAGCCCUCCUCUCCUGGCACCUCCACGCAGCUCGAGAUCCUCCAAGACGUCGUCGGUGAAGUACAGAACAAGCUCGGCGAGGUGUGCAAGGAGAUGGGCGCCAUCUCUCGACGCCAGGAUCACUUCCUUUACGUCUCGUACGCUGGCUUGCUUCUGCUCUUUGCCAACCUCCUGGUGAUGGUCAUGGUGAAGAACUGCCAGUCGUCCACCGAGUGGUACUGCUGAGGAGGGCUGCGUUGUAGACGGCCUGAACACGUUUUGAACAGUGUGAACAGCACAGCCCUAAACCAGAGGCGGACUGGCACUGGCGUUAGGAUGAGCGUCAACGUGCCUGACCGAGAAAAAUCGGAGCAAGAAAAAAAAAAGAAAAAAAAAAGCAUACAAAGAAGAGAAUGUCACCUCAGUUACGACACUGUUCACCUAGUCGUUGUUUUUUUUUUGUACUUAGUAUAAAAAACUUGGAGUUGUCAAUUUUUUUUGUGUUCAUGUGCACUCCAAAUAAACACACUUGUAUAAAAGUUGACUGUUAGCAUGCAAAAAGUGUUUAUGUAAGCAUUGUUCGCUGUAGGAUAAAUAUCAUAACACGUUUUUAUUACAUUGUUUUGGUUGUUAUUGUUGUUUGGAAGAGGUGUUUAUUUUUUCAGACAUUUUAAUGAGGGUGGUGUACUGAAAGCCAUUGGCCGUGUUUUCUACGCAUUGCCCGAUGUUCGUCGUGCUUAUGUUUACAUUUGUCUUACAGCAGUGUUUCUCUAUUAAAUGAAGUUUGCUGAAUGUCUUGUGAA
Messenger RNA from Rhipicephalus microplus (southern cattle tick), 2516 nucleotides. RefSeq names its product motile sperm domain-containing protein 2. The record is from RefSeq and is a predicted model, not a curated record. NCBI's taxonomy places the organism in Eukaryota, Metazoa, Arthropoda, Arachnida, Ixodida, Ixodidae. Gene Ontology annotation, cellular component: endomembrane system; endoplasmic reticulum-endosome membrane contact site.